CCCUGCAGACCACACAUAGUCAUCUCACUCGUGAGCUUUCGGUAACUUCACUCACUCGUAAGCAGUUUUGUGGCCCUUGCUUCAGUUUAGGUUCAGAGGUUGCUUAGUUCGAUUGGAAUAAUUAUUGUGCGCGGGGAAAAGUAACAAGUGAAUAUCCGUUGAUGUAGGUACUAUGUACUGCUAAAGAAUUGUGUUUAAACAUUUUCGUUUGCCUACAAAGAGAAAUAUUUUUCAAAUGUAACGAAAUGUAGAGGAUAAAAAAGGUGCAGUUUGCUAAACAUAUCGGAUAAUCGUACUGAAAAAAUACCUUCUUGAGUGUUGUAAAGUGGUAACAAAUAAUUAGAAAAAAAAAGAGUUUCUACCUAAAAGAAUUUCUAUAAAAGAAAGUGAAAACAAGUAUUUCUAGUUGAAAAGCAAAAAAAAAUCCAAAGUUAUAAAAGAAUCAUGAUUAAUCAAUUAGUGAAAAUAAAAUUUAUAAGUGUUCAUCUCAUUGUGAUUUCCAUCAUACUUCCGUCAGUGUUUGGUAUUAUCGAUAGGCUUGUGGUGCAAACGAGCACAGGACCGAUUAGGGGACGUUCUGUUCACGUACAUAAUCGCGAAGUUCAUGUUUUCAAUGGUGUUCCAUAUGCUAAGCCGCCCGUGGAUAAUCUGAGAUUCCGCAAACCUGUCCCAGUGGAACCCUGGCAUGGUGUUCUAGAUGCCACAAGAUUACCCUACUCCUGCAUCCAAGAACGGUAUGAAUAUUUCCCUGGUUUUCCGGGUGAGGAGAUGUGGAAUCCCAAUACCAACAUCUCCGAGGAUUGCCUAUACCUGAACAUUUGGGCACCUGUAAAAGGUCGGGUGCACCACAAUCACUUCCAAAGUCACGAAUCAACAUCAACAGAGCGUAAUGAACAUCAUCAUCACAACAAAUCCGCAGCCCUACCAAUGCUUGUGUGGAUUUACGGUGGUGGCUAUAUGAGUGGAACCUCGACCCUUGAUAUCUACAAUGCCGAAAUCCUGGCAGCCGUGGGAAAUGUGAUCGUAGCUUCUAUGCAGUAUCGUGUUGGUGCUUUUGGUUUCCUCUAUCUGUCCCCAGAUGAAUUCCCCUACCCAGAUGCUGCUCCAGGCAAUCAGGGAAUGUGGGAUCAAGUCCUGGCCAUAAGAUGGCUCAAAGAUAACGCUAAGGCCUUUGGGGGAGAUCCCAAUCUCAUUACUCUGUUUGGUGAAUCGGCUGGUGGAGGAGCUGUGAGCCUACAUCUGUUAUCUCCUGCAACUCGAGGUCUCGUCCGACGUGGUAUCCUUCAAUCUGGCACCCUCAAUGCACCCUGGAGUCACAUGACUGGUGAACGAGCUACGAGAAUUGGCAAAGCCCUCAUUGAUGAUUGCAACUGCAACUCAUCCCUACUUCAGGAAUCACCCGUGUUGGUGAUGGAGUGUAUGCAGAGUGUGGAUGCAAAAACUAUUUCAGUACAGCAAUGGAACUCAUACUCUGGCAUCUUGGGCUUUCCGUCUGCACCCACAAUUGAUGGUGAUUUUAUGCCUUAUGAUCCCGAAAUGAUGCUCCAGCAAGCUGACUUGACGGGUAUUGAUAUUCUUGUUGGCAGUAACAAAGAUGAAGGCACUUACUUUCUGCUGUAUGACUUUAUUGAUUACUUCUCGAAGGAUGUAGCAACUAUAUUGCCGCGGGAAAAGUUUCUAGAAAUUAUGAACACCAUUUUCAAUAAGGCAUCCGAAGCUGAAAGGGAGGCAAUUAUUUUUCAGUAUACGAGCUGGGAUAGUGGCAAUGAUAAUCAAAAUCAGCAGCAAGUUAGUAAAGCCGUUGGGGAUCAUUUCUUCAUUUGUCCCACCAAUGAAUAUGCCGAAGGAUUUGCUCAACAAGGGGCUUCAGUGUACUACUACUAUUUCACUCAUCGUACUAGCACUUCUCUCUGGGGCGAAUGGAUGGGUGUUUUGCAUGGUGACGAAAUUGAAUAUAUCUUUGGACAGCCUCUCAACCAUUCGCUACAGUAUCGUGAACGUGAACGAGCACUUAGUACUCAAAUGUUGCGUGCUUUUACUGAAUUUGCCAGAACUGGAAUACCGGAUUUAGAAGGAGAAACAUGGCCACAGUAUAGUAAGAACAAUCCACUGUACUAUAUAUUCAAUGCCGAAGGAACUGAACAAUUAUCAACGGAAAAAUUUGGACGUGGUCCAAUGUCAUCAUCUUGUGCUUUUUGGAAUCAUUUCUUGCCCAAAUUCCGUAGUUGGGCCAGACCAAAUUUGUGUGAAAACUUGAAUAUUGACGUCAACACAAUUUCAUCAGCUGAAAGGCCUAUGAUAUUUCCCAUGUGCAUUGUUGGAGCAUUAAUUGUCACAGCAAGUGAGUACUUGGGCAAGUGGUAACAAUGUUCAAAGACGAAAAUUUUACUUAAAACAAAAACACCCAAAACAGAGAAUUUGUAGGUACUAAUAUUUUGGGAGGGAGAAGAUACGUAUAUUAAUAAAAAAAAAAGAAAUAAAAAAAACUUUGAAAGAAAAUAUUUGAAAAGAUGAUAGAGGCUUGAGAUAUUUUGAAAGAAGUUUAGCUUAGGAAUUAAUAAUAGUGGAAUCUCUAUACAUAUCACGAAGAGACAUAUCACAAAAGAAACAUAUUAAAGUAUUUUAUAGGACAAUUUAAUGAAAGAAUAAUAAAAAAAACAUUGCUGUUUAAGAGAGUGGAAUUAUUUUAGAUAAAAUGUACACGCGCACAAGUAGACAGAAGAGACAUAAAACAAAGAGAUUGCACAUUUAUAAUUCUAAUAUACAGAGAACAAAACAAAAUACAAGAAUAUUAUAUUAAUAAUAAAAUUUAAAGAAAAAAAAACCUAGAGGAAAGAAUGCUUUAUGUUCCUAAACUAUUUGAGGGCGAAAAAAGAGAUUUUAGAAGCAUAUUUAUAGUGAAUAUAUUUAUAUGGCAAAAAAAGUGUUUUCUAAAAAAUAAAACAAUUAACCUAAAAGUGAAUAUAGUGGAUUAAAAUCUCCCCAGAUUGAUAAAUAAACUUUUAUUUUGUGGUCUCUAUUCUAUACACCAGAAAUUUUUUCACCAAAUGAAAAAUAUUAAAAUAAACAAAAAUAAAAACCAAUUGCCAAAGAUAGGAAGAGACGAAAAUGAAAAGCCUAAUAUGAAGAUGUGAAAAAAAACUUUAAAUGUAUUGAAUGAAGUAUUUUUUGAUGGAAUAAUAAUGAUCAAAUACUAUUUUUGUAUGCUUGUGGCUUUAAUACAUAUCAUAUUAUGAUAUUAUAUAUAUUUACUAAAUUAGAGAAAACUAAUUGAAGAGUUAAUACUCCCAAAGAAAAUGAAUUUUGUAAACGGCAAAUUUUGAAGAAAAUUUCCAAUUAUUGAAAAAAUUGCAUUACAAUGCGGUAGGUAUUUAUAGGGACAUGCUAUUUUUUCACACGCCUUUGAUAGAAAUUUACUAAUAACUAUAUUUAUUUUAUUGUGUAAGAAAAUGUCCAAAUAUUGCUCAAUAUCCUUUUCUUGAGACUUUUACUGAAGGUUUUCACUUUAAGCUAUUUGAUCAAAAUCUUUUAUUUUAAGGUUAUUUUGAGAAAGUGAGGUUAUAUUGAAUAUGAUCUGAUAAAUGAAAACGCAAACUUUAAAAUGUGUCUUCUAAGUACAAUCUGUAUCAAUCUAGAUCGGUGUCUGUAUUUACAGUCGAGUUCCUCAAAUUUGAACUCCUCAAAUUUGAACGACGGUUGAGUUCAAAAUGUAAAUUUUGAGGUUAUGUGAAGAAAGUUUUGCGUGGAGUGCCAUUUUUCUCUGGUAUUUCCGCAAUAUUAUCGUAUUAUAUUAACUUCCGAAACAAAUUCUAUUUAUUUCACAAUAAAUUACAUUGAUUAUAUUCUCUAAAGUUGUUUAUCUUAAUUUAGGGAAGGUGAAUUUCACAUGAAUUCCGUUACGUUUUUGAAAAUAUCGUUCAAAUUUGAGGAGUGAGAAAUGUCAUCUAUACCCCCCAAAUGUUCAAAUUUGAGGAACUCUACUGUAGUUAUUUCGAGAUUAUUUUGAAAAAGUGAGGUUAUAUUGAAUUUAGCCUAAAAAAUAAAAAUGCAAACUAUAAAAUUUCUCCGUCAAACACAAUCUAUAUUUGUCAGAACAAUUUUAUAGUUUGUGUUUUAAUUUAUUAGGUUAGAUUUAAUAUGAUCUAUUUUACUAAUGUCAAAAUAAAUAAAUACAGAUACAUAUCUAUAUUACAGAUUAACAAUGCAUUUAAAAAUAUUAAUAAGUUCAUUCAGAGGAAUUUGGAUUUAUAUCAAUUAAAGAAAUCAAAAAUAUAAGCAAAAAUACUUGGCUCUUUGUUUAUCAAAUAUCCUUUGAUUUGUUUGAGAUUAGGAACAACAUAACCUCACUUUCCCAAAAAGUAAUAAAAUCAGCCUCAAUAAUUCGCUCGUUAAUUCGCUCGUUUAAUAUUCGUUAAAUAUUUCGCUUCAUUUAAAAGCUUAAAGUAAUAAAUUCAUUCAGAGACAUUUGGAUUUGUAUCAAUUGAAAAAAUCAAAAAUAUAAGCAAAAAUACUUGGCUCUUUGUUUAACAAAUAUCCUUUGACUUGUUUGAGGUUAGGAACAACAUAACCUCACUUUCCCAAAAGGUAGUAAAAUCAGCCUCAAUAAUUCGCUCGUUAAUUCGCUCGUUUAAUAUUCGUUAAAUAAUUCCCUUCAUUUAAAAGCUUAAAGUAUUUAAAACUCGAUCAUAUUUAAAAGUAGGGAGAAGUGGGGCACCUUUGAAUUUGGAAUUUUUCUCCUAUGUUUAAGUGGAACUGAGCCAUAUCAAUGUAAUUUAACUUCUCAAUCUGAUUAUGCAGCUAAAUUAUAUCACGAUAAGACUCAAUUUUAUUUAAAAAUAGGUGAAAAAUCCCAAUUUCAAAUGUGCCCCACUUCCCGCUAUUAUAAUUUGUUGAAUUUCUAAAAAAUAAAAAACUGCACAUGAGUCAAAAGUCUCUCAGUAAUACCAAAAGAAAUCUUCUGGCCCUAUAAAGGCUUCUCGCACUGUAUAGUGGUGUAAUAAUCACAAUAGUUGUAGAAGUAUUAUACACUCUAUAUUUCUCCAUGGAGAAGAUGAUUGAUAGUCAAUUUAGAAUUUGUAAAAACAAUACAAGAAUUUUCGAAUAGGGCACCAAAAACUAUGAAUAUCCAGGUCUUGAGAGGUUACUGUGCCAUAAGUAUUGAUCUUUAUUUCUUUAUAUGGUUAGAAAUUUAUUUUGAAGUAUAUUAGGUUAUGCUGGACCUAACCUUAAAAAAGCCAGACGUUUUAUUCGUGGCAGAUACAUUAUUAAGAUAUUCUUUUCCGAAUAAACUUGUAGAAUAAAAACAUUUUCUUUUAUUCAAAAGUAUUAGUAUAUUUUUGGAGAUGAUUAAACUAAGAAGAAGAAAACUCUUGAAAUAUUUUAACAAAAUUUUAAGAUAUUUUAAAUUUAAGAAAAAAAAUACAGUUUUAUCUAUCCAAAUUUUUCUUUUGCAAUAUUACAGUAAAGAUUUAUCCACAUGUAAUUAAAUAUUUAUUCUAUUAAAAUUUUCUACAUCCAUCACAUUCUGUGAAUGGUUAGCGAACGAAAGCGUUCAAAGAUCUAACCAAUCAAAGAACGCGAGGAAAGUAAAAUAUUUCAAAGGACUAAUUAUUUAAUUACAUUUAGAUUUAUGGCGUUAUUAAGCCUCAUAAUCAUAAGGAAAUCUCUGGGUUUCACAAAAGUGGAAAAUGUGGAAAAAGUAAAGGUUAUAUAACCUCUAAAAACAUUACAAGGGCUACCGUUAGAGGAAGUUGGAAAUCCUAAUGAGAAAAUAAUAGUGCGCCGUGAAUGUGGUUCUUUUUAAAUGUGAGGUUAUGCUUGACAUAACCUCAAAACGUAAACACAUAAUAUAAAUUUUGGAAGUUAUAUUUCAAGUAGUUUAACUAUGUAUGGCUAUGCUACGUUUUUUUGCAAUUAGAUAUCUUUUUAACCUUAAAAAUAUCAAUGUAGAUAAAUUAGAACCACAAAAGUAUCUUUGUUUGAUUUCUUAAAAUUUCUGUGCUGCGAAUUUGAUUUUUAUUGUGUCAAUUCAUACUAAAUAUUUUUUGUGACAAUAUAUCGGCUGCAUCGACAGAUGUCGUAUCUGCAUAUAACGGAAGCAACGAUACAAACGUUGUCGCCUCUUGCGCGAAACGCUGAUACAAAAGAAAUGCACGUACGGUAGCAGUUGAUGCAACCGACCGGUUAGCUAAGUCAGGAUUUAAGAUUUGUCUAUGAGUCGGCUUAAACCUUUAUCGGUUCCACUGCAUCCAGGCCACUUAUUUGGGCCCAUUAUGCACUCCCCAUUAUUCCAUUCUAUCUUAACCCAUAAGGCGGUCCUCCAGCUCCAUAUCUUGGCUUCUGUAUGCCUUGGUUGGAUCAGUUGCAGUGAAUGUGUAUUUAUCGAUAGAUCUCUUCAGGCCGAUCUCGUUUCUGUACCAACCUCUCUUGUUUAGGCGGUUCAUUGUCAAUGCAUUGGCAUUACUUUUUCAUCCAUUCUCUGGACUAAUUCGAUACGGCUGCUGAAAAAUCUGCACCUGCCGAGUUUCGAACCCGAGACCUCACAGUUAUAGAGACACUACUCUACCAACUGAUUCACUGAGGCUCCAGCUAAGUUACUGAUAGUUCAGAUAUUAAGCUAUUUUGUAACACAAGAUAUUCUAGAUCUUUUUUAAAGUUUGACGAAUUUGACAUAACCUCACAUUCCGAACUCUACUCUUGAGAAAAUUAAGACAAUGAAAUUCGGUAUUUCAAAUGAUGUUUAAAUGAAAAAAGUAUUUCUUGGGAAAAGUAGAAAAGAAGAAUUUAGUUAUAUCAGAAACAUGCCUACAAGCCAAAUUGUAAACAUUUUUAAAAUUGUAAAAUAACCUCUGGGAUGAGAAUUUCUAAGAAUUUCUGAAAAAUCAUGCCCCUUAGUCUAUCAAAUAAUUACCACCAAUUCCACAUUGCUGAAAAAUAUCUUAAUAAAAUUUGCCACAAUAAAUAUUUCCAAUUCCUUUUAGGUUAGGUCCAACAUAACCUUACAUUCCAAAAUAACCUCUAUCUUGAACAUAAUUCAUGUUAAUCUAAUUUGUUAGUUAUCAAAAUUACUAUCGUGUCUUUUGGUAUAAUUUCAGGCUCCAUUUGGAGUCUCUUAGGUGCACGAAACUGCUUACGGAUUCCCUAAUCUUUAAUUUUCACAAAAUUAUAUUUUACAUUUUGGUGACACGCAAAAUUACAACGCGAGCAGUUUCGAAAAUUUCAAAACUUCAAGCAUUUUUGUAGGUUUCACGACGCAAACGAGAGAAACCAAAAAAAAACAAAAUUGAAAAAAAGAAUUGUGUGUGCAGAUGAGAAAGAAAAUAAAAAAUAAGAAAGGAAUAAAAAGUUAUAUUUUUACGAAAUUUGGCACAAAAGUCGCUGUACACUUUUUAAAUUAUACAAAAAAAAAAUAUCAAUGUGAAGUAGAUGUAAUUUAAAAAAAAAGAAAAGUGAGAUUCGUAAGAUCAAUUUUUGUAAUACUUUUUGGAGUCACAAUUUCUAUACAAGAAAAGAAAAAAGAAAAUUUACCUCUUAUGAUACUUUUGCAUUUUUCUAUACCUUAGAUAUAGUGGAAAAAAUUUGAAAAAAAAAUGCGUAAAAAAUUGUGUUUUUGAAAUCUUAUAGAAAGCGUCCGUUUCACGUGACAAUUUAUUAAAAAAAGAGACACCCAUCAGUUUAUGAGAUGAAUUGGUUAGUAAAACCAAAGAUUUUGACAUUAGAUAUAAAAUUUUAUUUUACGUUUUUUUUUUAAUAGAUAAGAUCUAGAGAUUGAAAAAAAAACCACUUAGAGAAAAAAUCAUUGCAAACCAGAAGCAUAUAAAAAAAAUAUUAACUGUAGUCUCUUAACGAGUUUUAUAGCCAUAUAAAAGACAGAUAACUAAAAAUCAAUAUUCUCAAGAUUUACCCAUAAAGAGCAAAAUAUAUAGCAUUCUAAUAGAAGAGAUAAUAAAGCGCGUAUUAUAAAGAGAAAAACAAAUAUUGAGAAACUUAGGUUAAUUGUGGAAAAAAAACUACUAAUAAAACUUACAUGAUAAGGUAUAUAAGAUAAAAAAGAAAAUCUAUAAAUGAAUGUGUUACAGAAGCCUCAAAUUUGUGCUUUAGAUGGUGAUCUAUAAGAGGAAGCCAUAUAAAAAAAAUAAUUAUUCUCACGAAAACGCAUUAAAAAGUAGUUCUGCAGAAGCACAGACAAUCUAAAAAAAAAAUGACAAAAGAAAAUGAAGAAAAAAUUGUUAGAAUAAAUCUAAGGACUAAUUUAUAUUAAAUAACUUCAAAUUUUGUGCAUCUCUUCAUGAGGUCAAAAUGCUUAAGAAGAGAGUCUUUUGCCCCCAAAAUUUUCGCCCUCAGUUCAAUUGGUUCCUGAACUGAGUUGCAAAAAUAGCAUAGACUCUAUUCUACCAUAAAACCAUUUUCCUCUCCUUGCAAAAAUAUCACAAUGUGGCAAAAUUUAAUUAGCAGAGUUAUCAGGAUGCAAAAUUAAAAAAAAAAACAAAUAAUAAAAGUGAUUUUUGGUGAUUAAAAUAAAUAAAUUAAGGUACAUAUUUUUGACGGAGAAUACUCACUUUAUGUGUGAAUUCUGUAUAAGCAGAAAAAUAAUGUCUUUUAGAUGAAAAUGCAUAAUUAUUACCUUGUCCAUGUUGUGCAAAACAUAUCAGAGUUUAAUAAAUAUGGUAGUUAAAUAAAGUCAAAAGCCAAUUGCUGCAAAAAAA
Messenger RNA from Phlebotomus papatasi, 8705 nucleotides. RefSeq names its product acetylcholinesterase. The transcript is spliced from 9 exons. NCBI's taxonomy places the organism in Eukaryota, Metazoa, Arthropoda, Insecta, Diptera, Psychodidae. Gene Ontology annotation, biological process: acetylcholine catabolic process in synaptic cleft; choline metabolic process. Gene Ontology annotation, cellular component: plasma membrane. The record is from RefSeq and is a predicted model, not a curated record. Gene Ontology annotation, molecular function: acetylcholinesterase activity. Bases 445 to 2364 code for a protein of 639 amino acids.